CAAUCGCUGUGACUGUUUCAACAUUACUUGACAGACCAUGUACCGGCACGUGUACCCCUGCGUGUAAACUACUGUUGGGGAAGAACAGAGUGCACCGAUAGCAGAUACAGACCGUUAAACAAAGACAGUCGAAGCUAUCGACAUUUACGCUGUUUGUUUUGAAACUUUUGCCAUAGAAUCGUGUGAUGUCAACGCUGCAAUCAACAUAAAGGCAUUUUAAAGGUAAGCUUGUUGCAUUUUGGUGCUUUGUACACGUUAGCUAGCAUGCUAACGUACUUACUUGCUAUUAGUGCCCCAAUGUCCGAACAGCAGCUUAUACUUCAUUUAACCCACUUCACUUUUUAUUGUAUACUUUUAUACUUACAAUCGUGUUCGGCUUCUCGGGCACUAAUCGAGUGCAUAUUCUCUAGAUUUAAGGGUAAAACAUGCUCUUAUUGUACUCAUUAGAUAUCGCUUUGUGCUGACGACGCCGUCACAGUAAUAAAUGUGUUAUAUCUGUUUGUAUAGUGACAACACAACAGGCGUAUGAAAACAAAAUUACACUUAUUUCAAUUUUGUUUUUAUUUUUUGACUUUUCGUUUAAGUAGUAGUGUGGGCAUGAAUGUGAACAUUGCACAACCUAAUAGGGACGCUGUCACGUACAGGUUAGGAUCAUUUUGUACAGUAGGCUACGUGCGGUAUGCUUGCGACAGCAGAACAUUGAUACUAGGCUGAUUACUCUGAUUUGAUACUUCCUCCUUCUCUGAGUUAACUACAGCAUUUUUGUUGGAUUUAAUUUAGUAUUUUUUAUCUCUGUGACACAUCAUCAGCUCAACUGCAUUUGUUACUAAGUUUUUAUAUAUUAUUAUUACUGGGCAUUGGAUCUGAUAUUCAGCAUUUGACCAGUUAUGUCUACAGCAUAAAAGUGAGUACUUUAGUCGUGUGCUAUUUUGGCUUAACUGCAAGGAUGUGUUUCACUUCGGCUCUUACAAUCAACUUAAAUUAGUAUUGUUAUUGGCUCGGUAUCUGUUGACCACAGUAGACGUUCAUUCAGAUGUUGGUUAGAAAUUCCUGGGCUCCUAACACCUGCGAAAUACAUUUUUUAAAGUCAGGUCUGUACACAGCGCAUCCAGCCAAUCGAAUAAUGUCCUGUGAAUGACAACUGUUACAAUCCACCCAUGCAUGUGUAAUGUGCAGCUGCAAAUUCCCUGCAGCAGCUGCACAAAGCAGCGCAGAAAGGCUGCAUCCAAGGCUUUCCUGCUUCCAAUCGAGCAAUGCUUGUAUGUUGUCAGUGGACCAAUUUGCAUGUUUUUUUAACACCCAGCUGGUGUCGUGCAUAGAGUGGCAAGCUGGCAUCCAUGUCAUGAUAUGUGGCAUUUGACAGAUUGCUCAUGAAGCAUCUCUGAAGCCCUUUUCAAUAACUGUGUUUGUUUACUCAGUUAUCUACCUUCUUUAGAUGAUUGUGCAAAAACUGUGCAAGAGAGGUGAGAUUACAGGCUGCAGUAGCAGUAGUUGUGUGAACCUCAUGAUCAUAUGCAUUCAAUGGACUGAGUCAGCCUCAUAAGCAGGAGAAGCAAAUAUCGAUAACUAGAAUCACACUGAGAGAAAUAAUUUGCUUCGACUCUGAUGGGUGAGAAGAGAGCAGCAAAACUGUGCUACUCAGAGGUUUCCCCUAUAAACUAAAUCUGCUAUGCCCUAAAAUGGUGAAAAACAAAAAGAGAACAGAUAUACAGAAAGUGGAUUGGUAGGCGGAUGAGUCUGAGUGUCCUCCAUGGUCUCUGACUAUAAUAAAGCAAUCAUGAGGAUUGGUCUACACACUAGCUUCCGGGAAAUAACUCACAAGUGUCUCUUCAAGGUGUCUUAAGUGGCAGAGGUUCUUGUGUUUUUGUCAAUGAUGGUUGUCUUAACGUUUAAGAUGAUUAUUUUAAGGUUGGAGUGCAGAUUCACACCAGUCUCAGCCUCAUCCGGUGCCAAUUCUUUAUCUGUUUUUCUCAUUUAGUUUUGUUUGCCCUCUGAGAUAAAGGUUGUCCCACAGGGUUGUGAAGAUAGAUUUACCAGAAUUACUCUCUUGAUUUUAAUGUAAUAUUGUUUGUUGGGCUUUAUUUGACAGCAUAUCAGAACCUGCCUCUGUGCUUAGUUUUUCUGGCAGGCUAAUGACACUGCAUUAUUUAUGAAACCUUGAUUAUGUGCUGUGGAUGUUAUUGAAUUUUCUCCAUUAUGCUAUAGGCUUGAAAAUUUGGCUUGGGUUUUGUUCAUAGCUGAAACUUGACAGACAUUACAGACUAACACUGAGCAAGUCUGAGUUGUGGGUUGAGACUGAUAUGGUCAUAAUUUUUCCAUGUUAAUUAUCAACAUCUUUUGCUUUUGGUUUUGUCUCCAUAACCUGUCAUAUUUACUAGUUUAAGUGUCUUAAAGCUUAGGAGGCCAUUUAAUUUCAUAUGAUAUGAAGGAUUCUUUAAAACAGAGGCUGUGCCGUGCUCUAAUUCACACAAGGUCACUUUAAGACAUUUUUAUAUAUCCAUGCCAAGUACUAUAAAGAGCUGCACCCUCUCCCCUGGAAACAUGCUGGUACAUGUGCAUUUAUUACAGUGGAUGUGGAUGAAAAUAUCAGUUUAUUUUCAGUGGCUGCAAACAAAAAACACCCAUGAGCAAGUCUUGGGUUAAUUUAACAUUGUGAGGUUGUAGUUUAAGAAAUUAUUGAGCUGAAAAUGAUGUGUGCAUUUCUAAAUACCUAAGAAUGCUCCCUCAUUUAGUUGAUCUGUAAUUACUGGGAUGCUGGAAGUGCUGAGAAAAGAAAAAGAACAAUCACUCAACAAAGCAGGCACACCAACACAUGUUGAGCUGUGUGAGUAUAAUUUUACUAUUUCAGAUUUUUUAAAAAAUACUAGGCUGUCAUGGUGGCAAAGUAGUUGUAUCACAUAGAUGACUGAGGCGUUUUGAAUGAAAAAUCAAUACUGAACCGUGUAUGAACCCAUGUGGUUAAUACCUCCUUUUUCACAAGUGCACUUCUGGGAAUUUCCAAACAAUUUCUGCUCAGUCUGCCCGUGAGUUUUUUUUUUCAGAAUUCACACAUGUCCCUCCCAGCUGUAAAUGCUCUUGGUCUACAUGAAGUGACCUUUUUAAGUAAACUACAGUGUUAUGAUGCAUAUGAUGCAAUUCUGAGAUUCCCACUUGAUACAACAUUGGAUUAGCCCCCUUGAAGCUCAAAAUCUAAGAUGGUUGUCCCCAGCGUCAACUCCAAAACAGCUGCCCUUUUAAUGGUGUUUAUCAGCAACUUUGUCUUGUUUUGUGUAAUUUAACCAAUCAUCAACCAGUUUUUAUCUGUCAACAUGUUUUCAUGAGCUAUCACUUAGUGUGUGGUUAUUGUGUGGUAAAGCUAGCAGUGCUACCAGUAACGGGAGCCACUUGACUGAUAACUGGAACACAGUCAAGAUGUACACAGAAUAAAUACUGGUAAAUUUUCCUGAUUAUUAACUGCUGCGUUCUCGUAUUGGUUUUCAACUCAACCUCUUGUGAAAUUGUCAUCCGGGGGGGCUUGCAGAUAAAAGUCUGGAAAAGAUAAGGUGAAAAAUGUGGCCUGGAAAAAUUCUGGAAAUAUUCAGGAGUUUAUGUUUGACUACUACAAUGGAGAAUACGGGCAGCAUCAAGGAAUUAGAACUAAUUACAAUAAUUCAUUUAUAUAAAUCAGGAGGGGAAAAAAAUCAACUUAAAAUUAACUUAAUAUUACAUGUUAACCAUAGCCUAAAUUUAAGCCCAUUUUUUUGUAAAUUUACAAGUUUAUUCUUAUCACAGAAUCCUAAUUUCUUUUUUCGAUAGGCUUAGUACUCUGUCAUAGCAUAAAGAACUUCUGUACAGUACAGUAGUGGAUAGCUUUGUGUGAAUGUCAAAACUGUAAUGUGUCAUGUACCUUAGCUGUCAUUGGCAGAAGAGUAUUUCAAUAGCUGACUGAAUGUGUUACCCCCCCAUGACAAAGCUUAGGCACAGUGACACAGAGAACAUAUGAUUUAUUUGCAUGUAACAUCAUGCAAAGGUACUAAUCAGGUGAUACUCAUAACUUUAAGGCUGUGGUUUUUAGGUGUGGUCCCGGGGUCUAACCCUAAACCCUAAAACCUGGAAGGGAUAUUUAGAUUAUUCAGACUGAACAAAGUGUUUCUGAACUGAUUUUUUGCACAUUAAGGUCCAACCUUUUUUUAUUUUUUGGUCAUGUUUUUUCUUUAAAUCAGCGCAAUAUCAACAUGCUGUUUGACUUAUCAAGGUGACCUAAACAAGGUAGUAAAAUGAGUUCUGCUUUUCACAGUAUGACUUUAUUUUAAUUAUUGAAAUAUCAGAACAAUGAUUUAUCUUUUCAAUAGCACCUUAGGUAUGACUCUUUUCACUUAUGUACAAUAUGUGCAAAGAAAAUUCAAUGAUGCCUCAACAGGGAUUUGUGAAGAGCAUAAGGUACUUGUGCUUUUUCUAAUAAUAUACUCAGAAAUGUCCCCGGAUGUUUGUAGAGAAUAAUUUAGUAACCUGGUACAUUGUUAUAUAAUCCCUCGUACAGCAAGAAAUAUCAUGAACAUGGUGCGAACGCUUUUUUUUAUCCUCCCUACAAACUCAUGUUUGGCGCGUGUCUCAUUGUCUCGUAAAUGUACAUCAUGUACACUCCGCGCGCUCCUCCCCACUCGCUGGUCUUGAAUCAGCUCGUCUAAACCCACCCACUGCUCUGCUUUUCCAACGACACACAUCGAGGCUGAUCUGGGGCCAGCGUCUGGCACAGUUUCUGCGAGCCGCAGGCAGGACAGCCUCCUUUCUCACGCUCUCUCUCAUUGGCCUGACGUUCCGACCAAUCAGCGGCCGUCGAGGCUCGCGGAAAACACUGUUGUGGACACGUGCGGAAAUGUACACAGCGGAGAGGCGGUACAGAGCUGUGGUGCAGUUGAGAUUCGUACACUGGACGAGACAAGCUGAACAUUUGUGGGUUUGUUCCACGGACGCUCAGAGCGCACUAAAGGAAUAAAAAGGUACAUUUUUAUGCAUGUUUUGAUAAAUUUAACUUAUCGUAGGCUUAUGGUGAUACAAGGUGAUGUGACCGGGCUAUGGGCAACGGUGUGACAGGCGGACAAGUUCGCUCGUGGUCACGCACGGAUCCACGCCACACUUUGCCGCAGCGGGGAAGUGUUUCAGGUUACCUCGGGUUCCUUUCAGGUGACUUGUUUUGGACAGGGAGUGUCCCUUUGUGCGGUGUGAUGUCUGUGGAGUAAAGCACGUAGUGACCGUAGACUUUCAUAUCGUUAUUGAUCUUGUCGAUCUUAGGAGCAUCCUGUUCUUUGUCGUGCAGCUUAGUACAAUAGAUGAUUGUCAUAAACGGACAUGAGCAAUGAAUGGCGUGUGAUUUAGAGUCACUGAAGGAAAUCUUGUUCGGCUUUGGACAUUUUAAGGGCAAUACAACAUUUGUGUUUAUCUGCAUCGUUUGUAUGGGCUGCAGCUACCCCUCUGAUAGUGGUCGUGGUUAUCUGUCUGUUGUCUGUAAUGAUCAUUAAUUUUUAGUCUAAGGGGAUGUCCUUAAACAGCUUGUUUGGUUUGAUUUUGAUCAAUAUCAUUUUGAUAUGAUCCAUAGAUCCAUAUCCAGUGUGUAUAAAAAGCAAUUCCAUUUUAUUAUACGAGACAUUCAAACUGUGCUUAGUACAUUUUAAGAAAAAAAAACUCUUAUUCAUCUGCUUACUCGCAAAUCAUUACGCUGAUUCAUCAUUUCAGCUGUGACCAUAACAUCGCUGUUCUUUCUUUGUAUUCAUCAAACAAAUUGAGUGUUUACUUAGGCGACUUUGCAUGAAAAGAUUGUUUGCAGUGCGCUCUCAGAAAAUUAGCAGUUUCUACACUUGCAUGCUGCAUCCUCUCUGAAAGGGUUUAUUUUUAUGACUAAAAACAGCGUAGCUUAAGUUGGGUUUUCUGAUUAGAACUUGCAAUACGAUACAAACCCAAGACGACUGACCCAGAAAACAUUCGUAAAAGCAACUAAAACAAUACUCAGAAACGUUAAAAUGAUAGAAACACAUAAUAUUAUGGAGUGUAGUGACAUUAUUCUUAUGCUGUGCUGGUACUAAAUAGUGGAUUGGCGGUGGUAUUGUUUAUUCACCAUGUUUAUAGCAGUGGGAACAAAGGAGUUUCGUUGACUGUUCUUACUUGACUCAGCUAAACAUGGAACUUCCAGUCCCUGCCAAAGUCAAUAAAAUGGUUAUAUGCCGGUUUACAACUUAAUCAUGAUCAAAAUACUGCCAUCUGUGCUGGUGUGAGUCAGGUAGUAGGUUAUUCAAACACGAUGGUAGCAGUAGCCAUUAACUGAAGCUACCACCCUGGCUUGUUGCAGGUGACUACCAUGGCUCAGAUGCAACAUAUGACCAGAUUCCUGACGUUUUAGGUUCUACGAUCAUAAAUACAUGAUUAACUUGUUUAAACAGACUAGAUCUGUUGCUGUUUUCUUAACUUUUAUCGCAAUAUUUUACUUAAGCCAUGUUUUAAUAGGGUGACAAAAUGCUUAAGUCAUUUUUUGACGAAAAUUAGUUUUUGAGUUUCAUCUCAAGAGAUGAUUUAGGCCAAAAACUAAUUUUAAAAGAUUUUACAUUUAAAGUUAAUGCAUUUGACCAGACAUGUCAAGAUUAAGUGCUACAGCGUUUGAGUCUUAGAGUUAGUAUUAAAGUCAGGCCGAUUAAUCAAUCAGAAUAAUCAACGGCCUUCUGAUAAUCAGCAUAAGCUGAUGCCUGAAUUUCAGCCAUGCUCUGAAAAGUGUAGUGUCACCCAAAGUUAUUUGUUUUUCCGCGAUAAAUCAAAAUCCAUCUAAAAAUGUUACUAGCUAAAAUAACCAUGUAUACAAUUUAGUGAUGGCAUCAUAAAGAGUUCAUUGGCUGACCUCCUUUUUAAUUACUAGUACUGGAAUAUCUAUGUUAUCAGUACAUACAGUGUGAUAAAUACAAAUGCAGAUCCCAGUGUUAUGAUCCCAUAAAAGUUGAGGUUGGUUUUUGAAAUACUAUAUUCAGAUAAUAAGUUUUUUAUUCACUUGAAAGUUUUAAAAAUGCCACAUAUUGCUCUUGUGAAAUAUUGUAAUAAUUAGCAAUUUGUAUAAUCAUAAUUCCUGUAUUUUGAUAUGUUUUGUGUUACAACUACUGAGAAGAUGGGAGAGAAACAGGUUUCAGGCCAUCCACAUUCUCAGCAUACAUUUCACAUCAACUUAAAACUUAUCCUUUUCAUAGCUUUAAGGCAUGGUUGACGAUCUGAGAAGCAGUUGAAAAAAAACUGAGCCGUUAUGGCAGAUUUGAAACAAGCAUCCCAAACCCCACACACACAAACGUCUCCCCUCUGUGCUCUUCGAUAACUUGGAUCACCCUCCUCACGACACACCCCCUCUGUCAGAGCAAGAAGCCGGCCGGCAGAAGAUCCUGCACUAGCUUCAAAUAGGAUUCAAAAUGUCGGACUGUUAGUGACUCGCGGCAGUUAACGCCAGCUUUGGUCGCGAGCACCGUCUGCAGCUGCCUAGACAGCUACCGUGUUGACUUUGUACAGACUAAUAAGAGUUAUUUCUGUAACAUGUACCACGGUAAAAGGCAAAAAUUACCUGUUCAACGAAAACUCUGCUGUCUCGGCGUCCGUUUUCCUCGCGGAACUUUCUCCACCGCUCGAAGGAUGACCGGCUGUUUAUUCGAGUCAAAGUCCUCACUUUUUUUCUUCCAACUUUUUGGCGGUGGGGCGAGUAGAAGUGUUUUUUUCCGUCCUUCCCCAUCACAGCUCCUGUAGCUAAGCUGCUGCUCCAUUUUAGCCGCUCAGAGCUUCAAGGAGGGCCGCGAGGCAAAACUUUUUUCGGCUCGAGCUUGUGAUGACGUUUCACAGCCGUUUCAAAGGGAUAACCAAUCGGAGCCCAGCUCUUCUAGCCAAUCAGAGGCGAAGGAGGCGGGACCUUCCCCUACCAUCCUACGAAAAAAAAUAUCGCGGCCGGGAGAGAGCGAGAGGACGAGUCGGAACUACGGGAGAGGGGUGUGUCAAAUUCAGCGAGGUGAUUGGAUGGAGAGGCGGAGUUAGAGAUUGACCAAUAGGAGCUGUCCAGGACGUAUGGCUCCCAUUGGUUAAUGUUUUUGCAGCCCUGCAGUUGCUAGGGUGAACUGUUUUCUUCCAUUCUUUCCUCUCUUCACUUUGUAGAGAUCCCACUAUAGGACAAUGACUGCCAUAUUAAUGAGGUUCAUAAUAAUUAUUAAUCUCUCAAUUGUCAACCUUUAAGCAGUGUGUCGCAGCUAAUGGCAGUAAUACUCAGUUACUAAAGGAAUCCUAGUAUUUCAGAAAUUAGUGUCCAGAGUGUGAAUGUUAAAUAGAGGCUAAGGUACCACUGAGAGUCUUGUAUGGGCUGCAAACGAUUUUCAUGUACAUCCUCACUAUAACAUAGGCUACAAUUUGCAUAAUCAGAGACUGAGUGCAUUUCCUGUAAAUAAAUGGAGCGAGUGGGCGACAUUGGCUUGCACUGUUACCUUACAAUCAUGGCUUCAGACUUGUGGACUUGCCUGUGUUUGUGUGGGUUUCCCCUCUACAGGCCAUAGACAUGUGUGUUAGGUGAACCGGAAACCACAUGUAGGCGGGGAUCUGACUGUCACAGUCGUGCCUGACCGUGUGUCUUGUCUUGCAUUCUUCGGCUUCAACACUGAAAAUUUAAUCUAAGAGAUGCUCUCUCUGUGUAAGCAAAUGGCCCACGGUUAGUUGAGCACGUGGGUGACAUAUCCAGGUAUUCUAGUAUCUGAACAUGAAUCCCCACUGCCACCUCCGCCCACUGCCUUGUGUCUUCCCCAUCACCCAUGGAAGUUUGCAUGGAUGCCAAGCUGCCUUAACGCCCACUCGCACCCUGCUUGCAUAUUCCCAUAAUUACUCCGGCCCCUCAGCCCUGUCAGCGAAGAACACACAACCCGCCAUGUGCAAAGAGUGUAUCAUCCAUCUGACCAAACAUAGUGCUGAUUGGCAUUACACUGGAAGAUGGUUGCAUUUUACUCAGAGAUGGGCUGAUACCAUUUUCUCCUUCCUGGUACCAGUUCUGAUGGUAUUGUUGUCAUUCUGUACCCUUCAGCAUUACCAGUAACCUUUUCAACUCCCCGUGGUCAUUGCAUUUGUUUCUGCUAUUUCCGUUGAAUUUGUCAUCAGCUGUUAUCCUCUCGUCAGAUCAAAUAGUUGAUCUCUCAAACCAGCAGGACCGCGUCAGAAAAAGCCCACAUUCGUCUGCGCUCUAAUUGAAAAUGUCCUGAACAAAUUAUGACCCCUCCUAAAAGCAUCGCGGCUCACCUGAAGCGAGGCAGGUAAAGGGGGUUGUGGGGCAGCCAGGUGUACACACUUGACAGGAUUUGUCAACUCCUGUUGCGUCUGCGGGGAUUAAGGGAUUACGGGGCGUCUCCCGUGUACGGGAAAUAAAUAGCAAUAGACUUUCACUUGCGUAGGUGCGGGCCAUUUAUAAACUCGCAGAUGCUAUUCACAAGCGAACCCUUGUUUAUAAACAACCUUCCACCUGUGCGCUUUGUCCCCGUCAACCUGCUGUUCCGUUUGUUGUGACCGUCAUCUGGGUAAAAGUGGACUAAGCCAUGACGACCAACUGAUGUCCUGUGUUAAUUUGACUCCAGCACAUGCUCACCGGGUCUUAAUUCAGAUGCACACAUACGUACACGCUGCAUGCAAAUCAGAGAUUAUUGUCUGUUCUUUUAAGAGGAGGUGACUUCUGCUCACAGCUGGAGCGAGAAACCUCCAGUGAAAACAUUCAUCAUGGCCAUGUUUGAGUCUCCUUCCAAGGCCAACAAGAUAAACCAAUCAUGAGAAAUUUGUUUUUUUUUUUUUUUUUUUGUUGUUGUUUUGUUUUACACAGACACUAUGAAGCAUUGUGUAAUCCUGCAGCUGAUAUAAUUUCCUCUUCUCUCUUUGUUUCUGACAUGUCAGGUGGCCUUUAUCACAGAGAGCGAUACAUCUUCAAGGAGGCGACAAAAAGACCAGAGUGACAAAGACAUUUGUCGUUUUUUUUUCUCUUCUGAACACUGAGAGCUGUUGUUCUCACUCUCACUCACCAGCACUUACUCCAUCUGUUGGAUGUGCUUAUGCCAAGGCGGAUCCAUCUGAGGACACGCCUUUAAGUGACACUUUUUCCUCGAAAGAAUCGCUUUUUGUUUAUAUUCACAACUGGCUGAGAAUCUGCAAAAGCGAACCCUUAUUUACAGACUGAGAGGCCUCACUUUCUCACCUUUUUUGAGCACAUGAGGCAAUGCGUUUCUCUCCCUAGUUCUUUUAACAACCAGCAAGCAAUUAUGAUUCAUCCCGGGAUACAUAGUAGUCCCACUUAAAUCCACGUUUUUUUCCUGCCCCCCCUCAAACAAGCUGUUCCAGCCUCAUUCUACUCUAGUAUGAGUUAUGACAACUCUAAAACGCCCAGUAGCAGCACUCGGGGGCGAGUGGCGAGGGCCGACGAGAAAGACCACAAGCAGGACGCAGAGUCUGAAGGGUUAAACUCUCCGAAAACCAGCGGCGGGCAGAGCGGUGCCAAUGUCCAGACUCAGGAGCAAGGAGGCGCAGGGGGAGCGGAGCGAGGGUCCUCCCCCAGCGGAGGGUCAGGGUCCGGGAGCUCCUCCGGACACGGAAGGGGGCCAAACUCGGACGAUAUGGACGGGCUCUCAAGCGGGAAUGACUCAGGGGAACGAGAAAGCGAAGGAGGGAUGGAGAGGGAGAACGGGUCACGGGGAAGGCAGUCGACGCGCAGCUCUAACAGCUCGUCGAACGGGAAGGACUCGGGAAUGAUGCUGGAGACCACGGAGAGCAACAAGAGGUGAGUCAGGAGGAAAUCCUCUUUAUGUAUUAACACACCGUCAAAGAUUUACCCAACAUGAACUGUCAGUCUAAACAAAACUCAAAUUCAUGUUUCAAAACCUUCAAACCACCAACAUUUAAAAACUAAAGAGUCUUUUUCUGCAGAGCCUUUCCUUCAACAGUUUUUCAUCACACUCACUUCAAGAAAUUAGAAGCAUAUGUUAAAUUCUUCUGUUAUUAUAACAUACUUAAAAAAUGGUGCAAGCAUAAACAGAAAUAGUCCGACUUGGUCUGGGCAGUCCUCCACCAGAACAGUCCAUGAUGUCAUUCUCUUCACCUCAUCUGCCCUCUCCCUUCUCUCCCUCAGCUCAAACUCCCAGAGCCUCUCCCCACCCAGCGGCUCCCUGGCCUACAGCCUGCUGUCCACCAGCUCCGAGCACGACCCCCCCUCCACGUCUGGCUGCAGCAGCGACCAGUCCGCCCGGGUCCAGACCCAGAAGGAGCUCAUGAAGGCCAUCAAGGAGCUGAAGCUGCGCCUGCCGAGCGAGCGCAAGGCCAAAGGUCAUUCCAGCACCCUGAACGCGCUCAAGUACGCCCUGCAGUGUGUGAAACAAGUGCGAGGUGAGGAGAGGAUUCUUGUUUCUUUUCUAACUUUAGCCUGUUAGCGAUGGUCGCUGUGAUAUAACUGUCUUUACCUCGGGUCACCCCCCCUAAAUGAUUUAUGUUGGAUUUGUUCCAGCCAACAAGGAGUACUACCAUCAGUGGAGUGUGGAGGAGUGUCACGGCUGCAGUCUGGACUUGUCUGCUUUCACUAUUGAAGAGCUCGACAACAUCACCUCAGAAUACACUCUCAAAAACACAGUAAGAUCUUACAAAUACUCAUUUAUCUCUGCUCCAUAAUAAAGGCUGUUCACCUUUAAUUUAAGUUCUUCUUAUCCAAACACAUUAUUGCAAUUUCACCCUCAGGUUUUAAGAAUAACUCCAAAUUCUGUCCUCCUCUGUUUUUCCUCUCUCAGGACACUUUCUCCAUGGCCGUGUCGUUCUUGUCGGGUAAGGUCGUGUACGUCUCACCUCAGGGCUCCUCUUUGCUUCGCUGCAAGCCCGAGUAUCUCCAGGGGACCAUGUUUUCGGAGCUUUUAGCCCCGCAGGACGUCAGCACUUUCUACAGCGGCACGGCGCCCUGCCGCCUGCCACCCUGGGCCUCCUGCAUCGGAUCUGGUGAGCUGAACUCGCUGUGAAAAAUAGAAUAAUUGGUGUGACACAGUGUAGAGAGAUUAUGAUCUUUAUUUGGAUGAGUCUCUGACCCUCCUCCUCCUCCUCCUCAUCUCUGCCCCUUCAGCUUCAUCUCCAGUGGACUGCACUCAGGAGAAGUCCAUGUUCUGUCGGAUCAGCGCCGACCGGACGCAGGGCGGCGAGAUCCGCUACUACCCUUUCCGCCUCACGCCGUAUCAGCUGACGAUCAGAGACUCUGACGCCGCUGAGCCUCAGCCCUGCUGCCUGCUCAUCGCAGAGAGGGUCCACUCCGGAUAUGAGGGUAUUUGUCCGUUUAUUUCAUCGUAUUUCAAAGAUCUUUUGUAGUGUGUAAAAACAAAGCCACGCUCCUCCUCCUCGGCAUGUUUGUAUUGUGGCUGUGCGGCGUUGAUAAAGUGAUGUCAGAGUAACCCUGGCACCACAGCCGCUCUAGAUCUCUGAUUAUCACAUGGCAACAUAUUUGAGUUGUUUCUCUCAAGAUCGGGUGUAAAUGCAUUUGAGCAACAAGAUAAGAUUUGACAGUCAUGAUAUCCUGAUUGAUGUCAAGUAGAAUAUUCUUGAAGGAAAUGAAAAAGGCUGCUUUUGACUUUUGACAUGGACGCCACAUGAUGAAAUAAAAGUGACUUUAUAGAAGUGAACACCCUCGAAAUAAGACGUCUCAUCUGUCGUCUCUUUGCCCCUCGCAGCUCCUCGUAUCCCUCCAGACAAGAGGAUCUUCACAACCAGUCACACUCCCAGUUGCCUCUUCCAGGAGGUGGACGAGAGGUCAGUAGGCUUCACGCUGAUAGGCUGGUUAACUUCAAACCGCUCUGUUUUCUUCUCUAAAAAUAAACUUCUCAUGUCUAACAGGCUGUAAAUAUGUUGUAUUUUUCAGGGCGGUGCCGUUGUUAGGCUACCUGCCUCAAGACUUGGUGGGAACUCCUACCCUGCUCUACAUCCACCCUGAAGACAGACCGAUGAUGGUGGCCAUCCAUGAGAAGAGUGAGUCUAUUGUGGACACACAGACGACAUUUACAAGAUUAGGGGCUUUUUUUCCUGCGAUGUUCUGUUCUGCUGGUCUCGUGUUAACACUCCUGCGUUAUCUUCUCUUUCAGUCUUUCAGUUCGCAGGGCAGCCGUUUGAAUUUUCUCCUUUGAGGAUGUGCGCCCGCAGCGGGGAAUAUCUGACCAUCGACACCAGCUGGUCUUCCUUUGUGAACCCGUGGAGCAGGAAGGUGGCCUUCAUUGUUGGACGCCACAAAGUCAGAACGUAAGAGAACUUGUUGACUGAAUAGUUUUUGAAUGAAGUUAUCUAUUGUGUCUCCGGUCCUCAAACAUAUUCUUUGAUGUCCCUUCAGGAGCCCCCUGAACGAAGAUGUGUUCACGAUGCCGCAAGGCUACGAAAGCCGGGUCACCACGCCCGACGUGGUCCAGCUCAGCGAGCAGAUCCACAGGAUCCUGGUGCAGCCGGUGCACAGCGGCGGCUCCCAGGGCUACAGCUCGCUCGGCUCAAGCGGCUCUCGAGGCUCCAGACGCUCGCACCAACAGCACCUCAGCGCCUCUGCCGCCUCGUCCAGCGACAGCAACGGGCCCGCCAUGGACAAGACCGUCGCUUUACACAAACCAGUGAGUCUGAAUUACCACAGAGUUUAAAUCUCCAGUUUUUUUACCUGAAAUUAAAAGUCAAAUAUCUUGAUGUUUUAAAAAAUGGUGAAUUAAAGAAAAUUUCGAUGCCUUUUUUUAACCCCCAGAUGACGUUCCAGCAGAUCUGCAAAGAUGUUCACAUGGUGAAGACAAACGGGCAGCAGGUGUUUAUCGAGUCCCGUAACCGGCCGCCGCCCAGAAAAAACACAAGUGCAGGUAAAAUCAAAUCUCUUUUCCAGAGCAAAUGACAUUCAUCCCAACAGUAGAACGUUAAAGCUGCUUCACUGAGUAGGAUGAAACCCGGCCUUUAACCGUGUCCAUUUUCUGUCUCUCUCUAUUCCUCAUCCAGGCGCAGCAGCAGGCAUCAAAGCCCUCCCCAGUGACCCCAUUAGAGGUUUGAUAGCUGAUCUGACCAAACCACCCAAAUCUUUGGUCCCUACAGCCCUUGUACAGAAAGACCCCCCUACUGGCUACUCCUAUCAGCAGAUCAACUGUCUGGACAGCAUCAUAAGGUGCAGGUCCAACCCGAAAAAGCCUCUUUAUCUUUUCUGUUUUCAUCCAAAUCAUGACUAACCCUGCUACGCUCGGAUUCCACACAGGUACUUGGACAGCUGUAACAUUCCUAACACGAUCAAAAGGAAGUGCGGCUCGUCCUCGUGCACGGCGUCCUCCACGUCUGACGACGACAAACAGCAGGAGGCCAGCGGGAAUAACAAAGGUACUUUUUGACUUUUUCCCUAACUCCUUUUCAUCUUCACAGCCGCUAAAGCAAAGUCGUGAGGCAGUUGUAAUCUGCGGAUACGUUGAAGUGCAACAUUUUCCUUCUAUGUUUAUUUCUACAGAGAAAUGUCUUCAUUUGCUUGACACAACUAUUAACAAAGUGUUGCACUCGUGUCUCUACAGGUGGUUCAGUCAGCCUCGUAAGUGAACCACCUCCUCUGCCUCCUCUGACCAUGGCCACAAAGGCCGAGAGUGUAGCCUCAGACCCGUCACAGUGUAGCUUCAGCAGCACCAUUGUGCACGUGGGAGACAAGAAGCCUCCCGAGUCAGGUGGGAACCCUCACUCUCUCUGAACCUCUUAGUUUGUCUCUCAGCAGGUCAUCUCUUCUAUCAGAUCUUUUGAUUAAUUUAAGUUGAUUAAUGGAGUUCUUCUGUAACCGUCAGUAAAGUUUUAAUUCUUGAGAAGUCCUAUCUUGCAGAAACUUCUAGAUGUAUGAUUAAAAUACACAUUGCAAGUAAUCUGAGUUAUGCUUUUGCCUCUCAUGUAGCAUGUUUUAAAAUGAUGAACAACGUGACAGCUCCUCAAAAGUGAAACCAAAACACUCUUUGUCCUUCGAAUGACUAGAGCCUGUCUCCUCCAUGUAAACAGACGGGACAUUGGGCAAACUUCAAAAUCAAAAUACAUCAAAUACUUUUUUAACCGUACUGUGGUAUCUUGAGGAUCUCGACCUCUGCCUCAGAAGGUAUUCUGGUUUCACUUUUGUACGACUAGAGGAGGUAAAGACACAUUGUCUAUCGUUACAUGCAGUCCAUGAUCUUGGAUGUUCGCAGCUUCUGUCGUCUUGUUCUUUCUGCUUUGUGCACAGCUGUGUUCUGCAUUUUUUGACUCUAUUUUUGAAAAUAGUCUGACUUCAGAAACUUACGUUCAAGCGCAGUCAGUAAACUGACCCGACUUACAUCUGCAAGCAUUAGCGACUCUAGGCUACCUCUCAUAUUAGACGGUUAAACAAAGUUUGUGUGAAUUAACGUUCUUUUGCAAAGAUGAAGAAGAAAAUAAGUUGCUUUAUUUCUGUUGCGCUCUAACGCUCGUCCACCCCUGCUUCUUCUUCUUCCAUCACAGACAUUGUCAUGGAGGAGGCUCCCACAACUCCUAUGCCUGCCCCCUCCACGACAACACCACCUCGUCUCACCAGCGGCCCCACGCCUUCUACGAAUGCCGCGGUCACCCCUCCUCCUCCUCCACCUCCGCCACCCCUCCAUCAAGCCGCUCAGCCGGAGAGGGACAGCAGGAGGAGUGGAAGCGUAGGAGGAGGGAGCGGCGGCGGAGGGAGGAUGGGUCUGACCAAAGAGGUGCUGUCCGCCCACACGCAGCAGGAGGAGCAGGCGUUCCUUGACCGCUUCAAGGACCUCAGCAGGCUGCGGGUGUUCGAUCAGACGACGUCUUCGGGUCUGCAGUGUCAGACCACGGCAGCCAACCCACUGUCACGAGGUACACACAGGCGCAAGAGAGACGGAGCUCUGAGUCAAAUGUUGAUAGAAACAGAAUUCGUUUUAUAGACCCAUGUGGAGAUUCCCACUUUAGAGCCACUGUGAUAUUUGAGGUUUGAGAUCAGUCAUUAAAAUGCUGCUCCCAUUUCCUUCAGGUGUGCGUUGUUCUCGGGAUUACCCCGCCGCAGGAAGCAGCACGGGUCACAGACGUGGUCGCGGCGGUAAAAGACUCAAACACCAGGAGUCUUCGGACCAGCACAGCUCUCUUGGCCGGAGCGGAAGCCGGCGGGACCCCAGAACCAGCGCAGCCCCCAUCCCUCCAAACAUGCCAAUGGGACCCCCAACAAACUCCUCCUCCUGGCCGUCUGUCGGUUCCCAAAACAGCAUUCCCUCGGCUCCUUUCGCUCCGGGGAUGCUUCCUAUCUACCCCAUGUACCCUCCCAUGACACAGCCCUUCCCACAGACCAUCCAGGACCCCACGCGUUUCCCCCCCACCCAGAUCGUUCCCCCUAUGAUGGCUCUCAUGCUGCCAAACUACAUGUUCCCCCAAAUGGGAGCACCUAUUUCUCAAGCAGCUGCCACACCCGGACACUUCUACAAUCCGAACUUCCCGCUCCCCGUCAACACCCUCCCCUCCGUCCCAAACCCUGUCCCCAUCCCGCCCACUUGCGUCCCCUCUCGCAGCAGCACCCCCCAGUCCUGCAGUCAGGCACCCGCUGACCGCGAGGGUGCGGAAUCCCCCCUCUUCCAGUCCCGAUGCUCAUCUCCGUUGAACCUCCUGCAGCUGGAGGAGUCACCCAGCAACCGCUUGGAGGUCGCCACGGCUCUCGCUGUAUCACAGCAAGCGACUCCUUCCGUGCAGGGGGGAGGAAGUCAGCCACUGCAGAGCUCAGCCAACCAGGGGAGCUCUGAUGACACCUCCAAGGAGAACGAGAAUGUGAGUCCCCAAGUCUCCAGAAGUGGGAGUGUAAAUCAAAACAGACAUAAACCGUUAAAAUGUGACGCUCAUCUGAUGUCUUUUUCCCUCUUUAGGGUGAAACCAAUGAGUCCAACCAGGACGCCAUGUCCACCUCCAGCGACCUGCUCGACAUGCUGAUGCAUGAAGACUCCCGCUCAGGCACGGGCUCAGCUGCGUCCGGUUCGGGGUCCUCUGGCACCAGGUCCUCUGGUUCAGGAUCUGGCGGCUCUAACGGCUGCAGCUCUUCUGGCACCAGUGGCAUGAGUGAGUACACCGACAUUUCAGAUAUCUCUGUGAUGCACUUGUUGAGUUUGACUUUGCCGUGAAGUCCUGGAUCUGUUCCUGUAUUUAACUCAGCCUUGACCCCCCCACCCUCUUGUGCUUCCACAGGCAGCAGCCAGGGCAGCCACACCAGCAAAUACUUUGGCAGCAUCGACUCGUCAGAGAACGACCACUCCCGGAAACAGACAGCAGGGGGCAGCAGUAGCGGGGGAGGAGAUGGUGGAGAGGAGCAGUUCAUUAAGUGUGUCCUCCAGGACCCAAUCUGGCUGCUGUUGGCCAACACUGAUGAAAAAGUCAUGAUGACGUAUCAGCUGCCUGUCAGGUAAGACUCAGGGCUAAAUUUGCACAUAAGGCACACUUUGCAGACUUACAUUAUUGUAGAAUUUCACUAUUUAUUUGGUUGUGGUGACACUUUUCCCUGCGUCUGGUCUUACAGGGACAUGGAAACAGUUCUACGAGAAGACCGUGAGGCCUUGAGGAGCAUGCAAAAACACCAGCCACGCUUCACUGAGGAGCAGAAGAGGGAGCUGAGCCAGGUUCACCCCUGGAUCCGCACUGGACGCCUCCCCAGAGCUAUCAACAUUUCUGUGAGUAUCUUUUUUUUUUCUCUAAAUAUGUAAAAAAAAAAUUGAUAAACAGCGCAGGAAAUGACAGAUUUCUUUCUUUGUUUCCCUCAGAGCUGUACAGGCUGCAAGUCCCCUCCCUCCAUUCCUCCUGUCGCUCCAUUUGACGUCGAGAUCCACGAGAUGGAGCUGUGCAGCAUGCUGAAAGCUCAGGGGGAGGGCGCAGACGAGGGGAAGAAAAACCUCUUAGAGACUGCCAUGGAUGGAGGUCACCCAGAAGAUGAGGAAGAAGAGGAGGAAGAGGAGGAGGUGGAGGAAAAAGACACUAAAACACUAGACAGUAGUCAGGAAUUGCGGGCAAAGAAGCCGAGCGUGAGCUCAGACACUGCAGGAGAAAAAGUGGAGGCUCAACAGCCCGAGUCGCAAAUGACUCACUGAUUUUGGGGCCAAAGAUUGAGAGCACUGUUGAGAACUUCUGCACUGAAUGCAGGAAACACAAACACAGGCCCUUUCUGCGCCUGGGGGAAUAAUAACACAAAGGUGCAAGGUGUUAUUUACGCACCUUUCGGGACCUUUCCGCACCUUAAAACAGUCCUACACAGGAUUGAAGCUGUUAAAUAUUCACCUUCUGGGACCUUCCUGCAGCUAAAACAGCAUUAAAGAGGAUUUUACACCUUCCACGACCUCACUGUACCCACUACACAUGGUGUUAAGUGUUAAACAGGAAUUAAAGGUGCGUAUUUAUUAAGAAAACUUCCAUUUAUUGAUGGACAGGUCACGUUUGACACCUGACCAGGUUCAAUUCUCUGUGAAGUUUGAUGCCAGCACACGAGGCGUGUUGUUUGACUGCAUAUUCAAACGCCUUGGACGCCACAGGACACCGGCGCACUCGCUUUCAGAGUGUCACUGCCCUCCCGCAGCUCCUGACGUAUUUAUUAAAGUUCGUUCACAAUCAGACAGGACGAAGGGGAAUGUGUUCGGAGAAUGGCGCCCUCGCUUAAAGAUGGAUGUCGUUCAUCACCACAGUGUCCUCCGCCUCCUCCUCCUCGUCUUCAUCCCUCCCGUUCACGAGGAAAGAAGGGAGUUUAUCCGUGACUUUUCUUCUUGUUGAAUGUUUCUCAAGUUUCCCACCUAGACCUGUUUCUCUCACAGACUCACGUUGUUUUUUUUAAUGUCCAAAGUUCGUCUCUACUAAAGCACUUCAAGAAAAAACAACUGUCUUUCAAUAGUCAAAAUGUACAGUAAGAACCAGGUUUAUUUUGUAAACAGUGUGUAUAUUUUUAUACUUUCAUCCACUGCAAAGAGCAAAACGAUAGAAGAGGGUCUCCACUGCGAAGUGUGAGGAAACCAGGAUGGAAAUCUGUUUUUUUGAAUUUGCAGAAAGAAGAAGAAAAAAAAGAAAAACAAUCACUACACAGUCUCUGAAACAGAGAUGACGUAUUUCAUUGUGACACAGCAAUCUAGUUGCUUUACUUGAGCAAGGUGCAGUCAAUCGUGGGGCAACGUGGCAAUGGCCCGGAGACCAACCUGAACUUCUGGGGGUUCGUCCUCGGCUGGGCAUUAGUUGUGCAUUCUUGUGAGAAUACAACAACAACAACAACAACAGCGCGCCUCUGAGUGUUGAUCGCACUCUGGGGCGCGGAGAAGCAGGAGAGCAUUCGUUUUGCUUGCUCAAGAUUGUAGAUGUAUUCGAAAGAGGCGGACAUGACUCUUGAGAGAGUUUCACUCUCAUUUUUUCCCUCUUUCUCUCUCUCUGUGGCACUGUUCUGGUCAUGUGAUAUCCUAUGCUUUAUGGCGUCAGUGGUGUUUGCAACAGUUUCUAAAUAUUUUUGUGAAAUUCUUUGUACAAAAAAAGACAAUAAAACAACAUGAAAAGCCUUUACAUGUGAAUUUUCUUUUCUAUUCUACUGCAACUGGCUUUUAUGAUUACAUCUCCCGACUGCCUAUUUUAGUCAGCGGGUGUUUUGCAACGUUUUGCGUGUUUACACAGAAGUGUUCGGGGUGAGCUGGAAGAAGAGAGAGCGGAUCAGGGCAGCUGCUUUCCUCGCAGAACCGCAGUCUGCUUCUAUCCAGCUGUGGUUUCUACCCAGAGUGGUCACCGCAGCUUAAAAAAGACAAAGACAUGCUCUCUUCUAGGCAGACACAAAGCUGGGAACCUCAUUACACUUCAUAAUUAUAACAAUGACAGAGAUAAUCCUCAUGUAUGUUGGUCAUUUCAAGACCGAGCUGUUAAUAAACUAGCUUGUGCAAAGUCACAUCUAGUUUAAACUUCAGUUUUUCUGCCAAAACUAAAAUAUUUCUGAAUACCUUCUAUAAAUAAAAAAACUGUUUAUAAGUCCAAUCAGUUCUAUUUCAAACCUGCAUUUAACCAAAUUCUUUCACCCACCAUUUAUUUUACUGAACUGUAAUUUUCUGUGGAGGAAUUUAAUCCUCAUAAUAACCUUCACUUUCAGAGUAAAUUGGGCAUGUGUGCCCAGGUGAUUUCAUAAAUAGAGCUAACAGCUAUGAAAUCUUUCCAUCAUUGUUCUUUUUCUCUAAACUUUACUAUUUACACACCUUUAAAAAUAAAUGGAAUAAAAGAAAAUUUCAAAGUAAUAUAUCUGAAUGGAGAUACUUCAUUUUGGGAGCACCAAAAAAUAAAUUAAAUUCAAUAAACCAAGUUACAGUGGAUAUAAAACAUCUACACACCCCUGUUCAACUGCCAGGUUUUACUGAUGUAAGAAAAUGACAGCAAGAUAAAUAUUUUCACAACUUCUUCCACCUUUAAUGUGACCUAUAACCUGUACAAUGCAAUUGAAAAACAAACAGAAACCUUUAAGGGGAAAAAUAAAAAAUAGAAAAGUUAAAAUAAACUGGUUGCAUAAAUAUGCACACCCUCAAACUAAUACUUUGUUGCAGCUCCUUUGGCUUUUAUUACAGCACUCAGUCUUUUUGGACUGAGUGCUCGACUUUUUUGAGUCGAUCAGCGUGGCACAUCUUGAUGUGGAAAUAUUUGCCUACUCUUCUUUGCAAAUCUGCUCCAAAUCUGACAGAUUGUGAGGGCGUCUCCUGUGCACAUCCCUCUUCAGAUCACCCCACAAAUGUUCGAUGGAUUUCAGGUCCGGACUCUGGCGGGGCCAUUCCAAAGUCUCAAUCUUAUUCCGGUGAAGCCAUUCUUCUGUUGAUUUAGAUGUGUGCUUUGGGUCAUUGUCGUGCUGAAACAUGACGAGGAACUUCAUCUUUCUAACAGAAGGUUGAAGGUUUUGUGCCAACACUGACUGGUAUUUGGAACUGUUCAUAAUUCCCUCCACCCUGACUAAGGCACCAGUUCCAGCUGAAGAAAAUCAGCCCCAAAGCAUGAUGCUGCCACGACCAUGCUUCACUGUAGGUAUGGUGUUCUUUUGGUGAUGAGCAGUGUUGAUUUUGCGCCAAAUAUACCUUUUGCAAUGAUGCCCAAAAAGUUCACCUUUGGUUUCAUCAGACCAUAACACAUUUUCCCACAUGUGUUUGGGAGAUUUCAGAUAUCUUUUUGCAAAAUUAAGCCGGGCUUUGAUGAUUUUCUUAGUAAGAUAAAGCUUACUUAUGCAACCACAUGAUCUCAGUUGUUUAUUUUUACUUCACCUCCCUGAAAGAUUGCUGUUUUUCAAUUGUGUUGUACAGGUUAUAGGUCACAUUAAAAAGGUGGAAGAAGUUGUGAAAUUAUUUAUCUUGAUUUAUUUUUCUUACAUGACAUAAACCUGACAGUUGAACAGGGGUGUGUAGACUUUUUAUAUCCACUGUAUGUCCAGGCUUGCUAAAGGCCUGGCUUGUUAGAAACAGUGGUGCUCUACAGAAGUGUAUAUUUUCCAUAUAUCCCGUCACUCUACAUGCAAACAACGCCUACAAGGUUGUGCAUAGAAAGCUAACUGUUCUCUAUACUUUACAUUCUGUAUUUCUUUUGGCUGAGGGUCAGUGUUGAGUGUAAUUAAUGUUAUUUCCUUGUGUUUCAAACAGCCCUCUGUCCCCUUUAACUACAUUAAUUCACCUUUUUCCCCCUUCUUACUCUGAACUAUCACUCCCUCUCUCUCUCCCUCCUCCUC
Molecule: messenger RNA, 21706 nt
Organism: Xyrichtys novacula (pearly razorfish)
Lineage: Eukaryota; Metazoa; Chordata; Actinopteri; Labriformes; Labridae
Source: the annotation of a GenBank genome assembly